GUGCAGAUUUCAUACGGUCCAAAAGAUUAACAAACAGAUCCGGUGAAUGCCUUGCGCAAAAAAGACAGGCAUUCCGGAUCAUAAUAUUUUUUAGUUGCAUUGAGUUUUAGUUUAUGAAAAUGCAUGACAAACUUCUGUUUUUUCUCUGCAUUUCUUUUUGUGUUCUCGUGUUUGUGCAAGGUGGUAUGGACUUCGGAUCCAUCUUGAAUAAUGCACUCGGUUUUGCUGAAGCACUUGGAACAUCCGGCUCUGGAGAGGUAGAUCGAGGUAGAGGUUGCACUAUCCACUGGAAAUUUAAUGGAAAAAUCAGUGGAUUGAAAUGGAAAUAUGCUGGAAAAUGUUCCGAUUCCUGCACGGGGUUGUCAGCUAAGUCCACAACUCACAGCAGGGAUGGGGCAAUUGAACAUUGCCUCCGAGAUUUGUUCGACAGACUGUCGGCUAGGAACGAAUUAUAAGUGAAAUUUUCUUGUGUUUUACAUCUAAACAAUACAAAACUUGAAUACUGUUUUAGAAGUUAAUCAUAUUGUUUUUGUACUGAACUAAUCUGAAGUUAAUAUAUAUUUUAAUGUUAUGUUAACAGGUAAACUCAAUUGUUAUAUGGCAAAAACAUAUAGAGAUGAUAUUCUUUUCAAAUGAAGAAAUUCUAUGAAAGAUUUCAUCAGCAUGAAAAUACAUGGUCCUAUACUGUAAAAUCACAUAUGUUCGUGGGGUCAUAUUUUCGGGUUUCCUCUGAAGAUUACGUCCAAUUGAUACAUUUGUAUGUACAUAUUUUAUGAAGUUAUAGCUUCUUUAAAUCUUCAGAAUAUUUUUACUAUAAUUGUAAUAUGUAAAAUCUCUUCACAGACUCUUUAUGUUGUUGGUUGAUGACAUAUGAUAGGGCUGCUUAUUUGAAAAUUUAUUGAUGACAAUUACUCACUUAAAAUUCAAUGAUAUCAACAA
Saccostrea echinata is the source of this 939-nucleotide messenger RNA. RefSeq lists its product as uncharacterized. Lineage: Eukaryota; Metazoa; Mollusca; Bivalvia; Ostreida; Ostreidae. The transcript has 3 exons. The coding region runs from base 114 to 455 and encodes 113 amino acids. The record is from RefSeq and is a predicted model, not a curated record.